AGGUAGUACACGCACUCAGACACCUCAAUACCUGAGAUAUGUGCACCAAGCAAAGCUGGUAUGUAUAUAUCUAAGUACUACCAUGCUGCUCUAGCAGGACCCCAGCACAGACAGCACGUGCCUGGAGCCGCCACAUAGGCUGGUGAAAUGCAUCGUCUGCCACCACGAUUCACAACAGGGACAGCAGAGUAGGUACCCAGUAUUCUCCCAUUGUUCUUCAACGCUGAACUGUGCAUAGCUCUCGAUAAAUUGGACAUUCUUCACUGAGGUUCACAGAAGAGUUGCUGUGGUGUCGUAAAUUGGAGGAGGAUAUUGGGGCAGGCCCGGGGUGAGUUGUGUCAGUCAGCGUUCAUGCCAGAGUGCCUACGAUAGCUUAUUGCUUCGCUACAGUCGUGGAGGACUUCACUUCGGAAGACUUCAUUGCGACGAUUCGUCGUCGCUAUGUCUUCACGCAAAGGUCUCUUCCUGCUAGUCUGGGUAUUCUUCGUUCAUCUCGCCGGGCUCUAUCUCUACACGCGCGGAUUCCUUUUAACUCGGCUUGCGCUUUCAGAAAGGACUACCUGUCAUGACGGCUUGUGCACGCUGGCGCCGACGCACAAGCGAGCGAUCGUCCUGAUCAUCGACGCAUUGCGUUCGACUUCGUCAGGUCUCACCACGGGCUCUCUGCCCACAUUCAUCGACAUGGGCGCAAAUUUCGGGGGCGCGUCCGUCGCGGAGGACACUCUCAUUAGCCAGCUGCGAGAUGCAGGGAAGAAACAAGACUCCUCUGCUCCGCGGACGAACUCCGCCCCGCUGUCCCUGCUCCCCACCCGGCUCUUCCCCGGUGCUACGGUACCCCACAGGUCCGUCCAGCAGAUCGACCUCGUUCCUUCCUUAGCACUGCUUCUCGGGAUCCCCAUCCCCUAUAACAACCUCGGGACCGUCAUCCCUGAGCUCUUCGGCCGCGAUGGGCAGCUCGAACGCGCGCUCGAGCUUAACAGUCAGCAAGUGAAGCAGUACCUCGAUACUUACCGCGCAAGCGCAUCCGGCGGCGAGCUCGAUGGUGCCUGGGGCGACUUACAAGAGCGAUGGACCGCUGUACAGAACACGAGGGGCGACGAGACUCAGUGGAUCGCCAUGGAAGCUUACACGCGCUUCGCGCUCGCGGUGUGUCGUGAGCUCUGGGCCCAGUUCAACGUCACGCUCAUCGGCCUGGGGCUGACGGUGCUGGCGGUGGGCACUUUCGCCUCCGUUGUGCUCUACGCAAAGUUGGGCGAGCUCAAGGAAGACUGGGUGGACUGGGCUGCGAAGGCACGCUGGUUGUGCGUGCGCGGGAUGGCUGCAGGGUCAAUCCUCGGUGUCCUGGCUUAUCUCCCGCUGCGGUCCUUCGUAAAGGGACUCGACGCCCUUCACUGCGUCUUAUUUGGCGCCCCGUUAGUCUCGUCGCUCGUCGUCAUUGCCACCGCCCGGCCCUCACUAUCCAGCCUCCGCCCCACGGCGUCGCUCAUCCCACUUAUCCUCCACGCGCUCGCCUUCGCCUCGAACUCAUUCACGAUCUGGGAGGACCGCAUCAUCACCUACCUGCUCCUCUCCUCCGUCGCACCCUCGGUCCUGGCCGGACUCUCCGCGCCCACCGCGCGCCUGCGGUACCGCAUCCUCGGGUUCUCCGCGCUGUUCGCCUUCUGCGUGCGCGCGAUGGCGGCGAGCACGGUCUGCAGGGAAGAGCAGCACCCGUACUGCCACGUCACGUUCUUCGCGUCGUCCUCGCUCCCCGAGCCGCCGCUGCUCGUCCUCGUCCUCGCCGUGCCCGUCGCGCUGGGGCUGCCCUGGGCUGUACGCUGGUUCUGCAGAUGUCCAAGUCGGACAAUGGCGUUGCGGAGAUUGUGCUCCCGUGGCUCCUCCCUGUCGCGCUUCUACAAGGCGCGGCGCACUGGAUCGCGGAGUGGCUGGACACGGCAGACGUGCUCGGUUCGGAGUGGCAUUGGGUUCUGCGUACCGGCCGCACGCUGAUGGCUCAGGGCGCGAUGGGCAGCAUGUCAUCUUCGGUCUUUCGUGUGGUGGUACCACCCGCUCUGCCUGUCGUCAGUGCACGGAACAAGGAGCGCAGUCAGGCCGCUGGCAAGAGAAGCAAGACCAGGACGCAGGUCACGAUCCUCGGCUUCGGCAACGCCUUCGGCGCCUCGUACCUCGUCCUGUGGUGCGGGAUCUCGGGCUGAUAUACACCGUGACGCAGCUGACGGGCCAGCUCGUACUCGCGCUGGCGGCCCUCGCUGUCCUCGCGCACGUCGAGGUCGUCGAUAGCGUGCGCGACGUGCGCGCGCUCGAAGCCGCGUUCGCGUCCAAGACACCCUCCGCCGCGCUCGACGCGGACGCGCGGCCCACCGCGACGGUCGCGUUCUCGGAG
This is a messenger RNA of Fomitopsis serialis, 2383 nucleotides long. RefSeq lists its product as uncharacterized. Gene Ontology annotation, molecular function: mannose-ethanolamine phosphotransferase activity. The coding region runs from base 442 to 1989 and encodes 515 amino acids. NCBI's taxonomy places the organism in Eukaryota, Fungi, Basidiomycota, Agaricomycetes, Polyporales, Fomitopsidaceae. Gene Ontology annotation, biological process: GPI anchor biosynthetic process. Gene Ontology annotation, cellular component: endoplasmic reticulum membrane. The record is from RefSeq and is a predicted model, not a curated record. The transcript is spliced from 4 exons.